This is a messenger RNA of Setaria italica (foxtail millet), 1150 nucleotides long. Its product is annotated as tetraspanin-8. The transcript is spliced from 2 exons. NCBI's taxonomy places the organism in Eukaryota, Viridiplantae, Streptophyta, Magnoliopsida, Poales, Poaceae. Gene Ontology annotation, biological process: auxin-activated signaling pathway. Bases 109 to 918 code for a protein of 269 amino acids. The record is from RefSeq and is a predicted model, not a curated record. Gene Ontology annotation, cellular component: plasma membrane; plasmodesma.
CCACCGUUCCGGCCGCAGAAGCGCACGCCCCCCUCGCCGCAACUCCUCCCCACCCCGAAUCCCCACAACCCCCGAGUGGCGGCGGCGGCGGCGGCGGCGGAUUCGGCCAUGGUGCGGUGCAGCAACGGCCUCCUGGGCCUCCUGAACGCGGGCGUGCUGGUCCUGGCCGUCGUCGCGCUUGGCGGCGGCGCGUGGCUGAGCCACCGGGCUUCCACCGACUGCGAGCGGUUCCUCGAGCGGCCCGUCAUCGCGCUGGGCGUCCUCCUCCUCGCGCUCUCCCUCGCGGGCCUGGCGGGGGCGCUCUGCCGCGCCUCCUGCCUCCUCUGGCUCUACCUCCUCGCGCUCUUCCUCCUCAUCGUGCUCCUCUUCGCCUUCACCAUCUUCGCCUUCGUCGUCACCAACCGCGGCGCAGGGUGGGUCGUCUCCGGCAGGGGGUACAAGGAGUACCGCCUCGGGGACUACUCCACCUGGCUGCAGCGGAGGGUCGAGAACGCAGGGAAUUGGGCCAAGGUCAGGAGCUGCCUCCAGGACGGCAAGGUCUGCCAGAAGCUUGCGGACAGGAAGGAGACGGUCACCCAGUUCGUCAACAGCAACCUCUCCCCGAUCCAGUCUGGAUGCUGCAAGCCACCCACCGGCUGCAACUUCACCUACCAGAGUGAGACCGUCUGGAUCAAACCCACUGGCUUCAACACUACCACCGACGACCCCGACUGCACCACAUGGUCGAACGACCAGACCGCCCUCUGCUACGACUGCAUGGCGUGCAAGGCAGGUGUGCUCGCCAACCUGAAGAACGACUGGAAGAAGAUUGCAACCAUCAACAUUGUCUUCUUGAUCUUCCUCAUCGUCAUCUACUCUGUCGGGUGCUGUGCGUUCAGGAACAACCGGCAGGACAACUCGUACCCGGCCUGGAAGUGAGGUGCGCCUGGGCGUGGCAAUGUAUAGGCUGUCAGGCUGUGUGACUGCGUUCCUGUGUCAGGAGUUGGGUUCGCUCCUGUGUGUCUAGCAAGCUACCGUCUGUCUUAGGGUGUGGGAUUAUGUGUCAACCGUGACUAGUUGAUGCUUGCUAUGUUGCCCCCGAACGCAUGAUGUGUGAAGGCUCCUAAUCAUGAUUUGCCGGAAAAUUACCUUGCUCGCAAGCUGUUCAUUC